Molecule: messenger RNA, 1956 nt
Organism: Aspergillus calidoustus
Lineage: Eukaryota; Fungi; Ascomycota; Eurotiomycetes; Eurotiales; Aspergillaceae
Source: the annotation of a GenBank genome assembly
GGUUGUCAGAGAUAAGCUACACUACUUAUCUUGGGGGUUGCGUGCGGGGUUAUCGAUGGUAUAAGAACGUCCGUCUAGUCCAACCUCCCAGGAAUGCUAAAGAUUGUACGACAGUUUCUCAAAUAAACUCUCGAAACGAGAUGGCAGAGAUUCCACACGUUUCAAACUGGGUAAACGGCCAGUAUACCCUACCAAAGGCAUCUAAAAUCACAGUCCUCAACCCCGCAACCGAAUCCCCCCUCGCAACAAUCGACGCAACCGCCCAGGAAACCAUCAACGAGAUAGUUACCAGCUCCCUCGAAACCUUCAAAACAGCCUCGUGGCGCAAAACCGACCCUACAGACCGCUUCGCAAUCCUCUCCAAAGCCGCGACUCUCCUCCGCAGCCGCAUCAAUGAAUUCAUCGCCCUCGAAACCGCCCAGACAGGCCGUCCCAUCCGCGAGAUGCGUGCCCAACUCUCCCGUGUCCCCGAAUGGCUCGAGUAUUUUGCUUCCCUGGCUCGCGUUCACGAAGGCCGCGUUACACCCUUCAAGGGCGCCGUCAUCAACACCCUAACCCGCAUACCGCUCGGCGUCGUCGUCCUAAUAACACCUUACAACCACCCGCUCCUUAUUGCCAUGAAGAAGAUCGGCGCGGCCCUCGCAGCAGGGAACGUCGUUAUCGUCAAGCCCUCUGAGCUCGCCCCUCUCUCUGUCCUCCGUCUUGGUGCGCUCUUCCAAGAAGCCGGGCUGCCUGACGGCGUGCUACAGAUCGUCUCGGGGUACGGACGCGAUACUGGGAAAUACCUCUGCGGGCAAUCGAAGGUUGCCAAGAUUGAUCUCACAGGCGGCAUCAUGACAUACAGGGCUAUUGCACCGAUCGCUGCCCUGAAUAUGGUUCCUGUUACGGCGGAGUUGGGCGGGAAGGCGCCUGUGUGCCUGUUCCCAAGUAUGGAUGUGGCAACGGCGGUCAAAGCUGCAUUGUUCGCGGGUUUCAUUGCGAGUGGACAGACAUGUGUUACAGGCAGUCGGUUGCUUGUCCAUACGGGUUUGUAUGAUGCGUUCCGGGCAUUGUUAGAAAAACGCGUUCGGGCGUUGAGGUUGGGCGACCCGACGGAUGAAAAGACGCAGAUUGGGUCUGUUAUAUCUGCUGCGGCGGUAGAGAGGUGUGCGGCGUUUGUGUCGAGGGCUGUUGCGGAGGGUGGGAAGGUUCUAUGCGGCGGCAAUGCUACGGCGAACGCCGAGGGGAAGGGAUUCUUCUUCGAGCCGACGAUUAUCGAGACGCAUGCAACAUCGGAUCUCGCCUGCAAUGAGGUCUUUGGACCUGUUAUUGCGCUGCUAAGGUGUGAGUCUGAGGAGGAGAUUGUUCGCAUUGCCAAUGAUACAUCGUAUGCGCUGGGUGCGUCAGUCUGGACGAAAGACUUUACGCAGGCACAUCGGGUUGCUGAGAGUAUCGAGGCCGGGAUUGUGUGGAUUAAUGGACAUCAUCUGAACGAUCCAUCUUCGCCGUGGGGCGGGUUCAAGGAGAGUGGGCUUGGGAAGGAGAAUGGGAUUGAGGCGUACGAGAGUUAUACCAAGGUCAAGAGCACGGUUAUGAACUAUGGGGUUGCGCCGGUUUGGUUUGAUGAUGAGGUUUCGGGAGCGCGGUACGGAUGAGGGAGAUCGAUUUGGGUUGGAUAUAUGACAGUGACUGAGGACCUCACGGACGAGAUGGGCAGUGUGCCACCGCCGAGGCUAUUUAUCCAGCAUAUUGGGAUAUAGUACCUUCAUCUCAGUAGACUACACUCUGCAGAGUAACUUUUCUCAACGAAGUCGCGCUCUCCUUGGUAAUUCCACUAACCGGCAACUCGCGGCCGUGCCCUGCACUGCCACUGCCAGGUCAGACUUGGAGGAUGACGAGGCACUGAGGCUUUGCUCACGCCAAAGGCUGUGACGCCCUCUGCGAAAAGAUCAUCAACUAUAAGAUCGUUGUCCCCGG